Molecule: messenger RNA, 856 nt
Organism: Musa acuminata AAA Group (dessert banana)
Lineage: Eukaryota; Viridiplantae; Streptophyta; Magnoliopsida; Zingiberales; Musaceae
Product: protein IRON-RELATED TRANSCRIPTION FACTOR 2-like
Exons: 3
Coding region: 17-775 (252 amino acids)
Biological process (GO): regulation of transcription by RNA polymerase II
Cellular component (GO): RNA polymerase II transcription regulator complex
Molecular function (GO): RNA polymerase II transcription regulatory region sequence-specific DNA binding; DNA-binding transcription factor activity, RNA polymerase II-specific; protein dimerization activity
Source: RefSeq, a predicted model, not a curated record
UCCAAGUUCCCCUAUCAUGGUAGCCCUGUAUUCCCCCCACCACAUUUUCCCCAUGGGGUGGCAGCCGGAAGACAUCACGGCCCAUGAUCUCCACUACGAGGACCCCUUCGCGUGCUACCCCUACAUGGAGGAGCUGGAGAUCGGCCAUGACGACCUCCUCCGACACUGCUCCGUCCUCGCCGCCAAGGACGACUCCUCGAGCUCCACCAAGAAGCUGUGCCACAACGCCUACGAGCGCGACCGCCGGAAGAAGCUCAACGACUUGUACUCCUCCCUUCGUGAUCUCCUUCCCGAGUCGGACCAAGCUAGGAAGAAGAAGAAGAAGCUGAGCAUCCCAUUGAUCGUUUGCCGGGUCUUGAAGUACGUACCGGAGCUGCAAAGGCAAGUCGAGAGGCUGUCGCGGAGGAAGGAAGAGAUCCUGCUCGCGUUGUCGAGGCCAGAAGAACAAAGCCAGUGUGUCCGAAGUGCGGUGCAGUAUCCCAUGGUUUCAGCAACCUGUUUGAGUAAGAGAGAAGUCAUGGUGCAAUUAUGUGUGGUAAACAAAGAUGCCACCUUCUCCUUCUCAAAGAUCCUCAAAGUUUUAGAGAGAGAGGGACUUCAUCUUAUGAAUUCAUCAAAUUACACCACCUGUGACGGCAGAUGUGUCUGCAGCCUCCACCUUCAGGCAAGAGAAGACUUUAGAUCGGAAUGCAGAAUCUUCUGUGAGCAUCUCAUGGAAGAAGUCAAAGAGCAAGCAAGACAUGGCUCCAAUCUUCCUCGUAGCUUGUGGAUGUAAUAGUUCUUCUUCGUACAAGAUAUUAUCAUAUGAAAAUGUUUGUGUACCACAUCUAAUCAUGCUAAAAUCAGUUCUCUACUA